Messenger RNA from Onychostoma macrolepis, 4820 nucleotides. It is a transcript of the gene esr1, whose product is annotated as estrogen receptor 1. NCBI's taxonomy places the organism in Eukaryota, Metazoa, Chordata, Actinopteri, Cypriniformes, Cyprinidae. Gene Ontology annotation, molecular function: zinc ion binding; nuclear estrogen receptor activity; DNA-binding transcription factor activity. Gene Ontology annotation, biological process: steroid hormone receptor signaling pathway; regulation of DNA-templated transcription. The record is from RefSeq and is a predicted model, not a curated record. Gene Ontology annotation, cellular component: nucleus.
GCUCAUGCUGCUUGUUGAUUUAUCCUUUGAGAGCGCAAUUUGUUUACUUUCACAGUAUGUUUUCUUUGUGUGUGUGUGUGUGUGUGUGUGUGUGUGUGUGUUUGGAUGCUUUCUGGGUCUUCCAAGGAGCCUUGCCUCCAUUCUACAGAGCAAAGAAACGAGUCCAAAAAAAACAAAGAAUUGAUGUUACGUAAUAAUCAUGUGAAUGCUAUCUUUUUGUGUUUAGGGGUCAGCGGAGGACUGUGUACAUGCUGUUUUUCCUGAAAAUCAAGGCCAUGGAUUUGGUCUUUGAACUGUUCUAGUUCUCUUACAGCAAGAGCUAAACGCAAAAGUAGACAUAAAGAUUUCAGCUGGCCUUGUUGUUUUUAUCAGAAACCUGCGGGCAGCAGAUUGAGACACGUACAUUUUGCAUACAUCAUACACACUGCAUCACAUAAAAGGUUAUAAAUACAGUUUGUUUAAUUUUAAGAUAUAUGUUGUAAAAGAACAUAGCUAAUAAUCAGCAUGUUAUAAUUUAAUGCAUUAGCAGACAUUUUGUUUUGAGGACAGUGCUGCAUAUAUUUUAAUUAGAAGAACAAAUUAUUAAAAAUAAAAAUAUAUCCACUACUUGGGAUUGUCCUAAAUUUGUAAGAUUCAGUAAGAUUUUUUAAAUGUUUUUUUUUUUUUUUAAGAAUUCUCUCUUUUCACAAAGGCUGCAUUUAUUUGAUCAAAAACAGGCUACAGUAAGAGUGUAAUAUUGUCAGAUAUUAUUACAAUUUAAUACAUAUAUAUUUUUUAAACCUUUAAACUGUAAUUUCCUGUGAUGGCAAAUCUGAAUUUUCAGCAUCAUUACUCCAGUCUCGGUGUCACAUGACCCUUCAGAAAUCAUUCUAAUAUGCUGCUUUGGUGUUGACAGUUGUGCUGCUUAAUCAUUUUGUCGAAACCUUGAUACUUUUCCCCAGGGUUCUUUGAUGAAUAGAAAGUUUAAAUGAAGAAACUUUAUUUGAAAUAGAAAUCUUGUAACAUUACUGAACAAUUUAUGCACCCUUUCUGAGUUAAAAGAAUUUAUGUAUAUUUUAGCACACAGUUAGACAGUAUUACUAAGUCAGUAAAAAAUACUAAUAAUGUUCCCUUUUAAAAAGAGAAAUCAAAACUCAAUUACUCAAGCUUCCAAUGCGGCAUUUAAUGAAGAGCACCGACACCUACACACUUUCCAUUUCAGCUUUAAAUAGCUGCCAGUACAGAGAAAUGAUUAGGAUCAAACAGACUUGUUUGUCCCUUGUGAGCUGAACAAUAUUUCAUUCCCUUAUUUAACCUUUUGCAAAAAUCUUUCAACAAAUGUAAUCAAAUCUUUGAAGUAUAAUUUCCGAUGGGGAGAGCAUGUAAAAUGGUUUUAAAACACAUCACCUGUAAAAUCCAAAGUUUUGGCAAGUGAAUCAGGCGGUGACCUCCUAUCUCUUGUUUACCUGGUUGCCAUGACCUGCUCUGAAGAGUGACCGCCAAUAUCGACCUGGCUGUCUUUAAUUUGUUUACCUCCUUUUUUUUUUUUUUUUUUUGUAAAAGCCACAGACAGUGAAAGCAAGAUGGACACAGGAAGUCAGAGAUACAUCAGCGAGGGGAUGCAUUCAGGCUACUUGUGAUGGGGCUAAACUUUGAAAUCAGAGGACUGGUUUGAAUUUUGGUAAGGACUACAUAAAGGAGUUAAUAACUGAUUCUAGUCUUUUUAGUUUCCACGAGAAACAGUAUUCCAUGUGUCUAUUGCUCUAGUGGUUUAUAAUCAAGCAUUUCUUUCUAUUAUUAGUAGUUUCAGUUGAGUUUCCUGUCCUCUCUUUCCUGUUUAAUAGAAAAUGAUCUCACAUCAGACUUGACAUCUUGUACAGUUGCUCGUAUUUUAUCCUUCCUUAAGUGUAGUAAUAUUUAAGGCUACAAUAAGGCAUUUUUGUUAGAAUAGUAGUUUUAGAGACUGAAAAAAAGAAAGAGAUGAAAAAUAUAAAAAAGGUUAUUUUAAGAAAGAAAGAGAAGGAAAAGUAGCCUCACAUAUCUUAGAAAAACAUCACACUUUGUCCUUUCAGCUCAAGGCGGACUGGAGGAGAGAGGAAGGUUUUUUUUGUUUUGUUUUUUGGAGGAGUAGGCAGAACAGUGGGGCGGAAGCAAACAGAACAAGGGGGAGAGAGUUUGAGAAAGACAGUGGAAGGUAAAAAAAAAAGACUGAGCUUAAAAAAGACAGAAACGGUCUUUUGGUGGUUGCUUGUGAACAGAUAUUACCUUAAGUCAUGCUGGCUGCGUGUGUGUUUCUGGUGAUGUCUGGAGGGCAGAGAGAGGUUUCUGGUGCCAGGCAGCGACACAAGACCAGCCCGAGCCCGGAGAGAGAAGACCUGGAGGGACUUUCCUUACCACCCGCUGUCCAUAAACUCUCGCCUAUGUACCCUAAGGAGGAGCACAGUGCGGGGGGGAUCAGUUCCUCUGUCAACUAUCUUGAUGGAGCCUAUGAGUUCCCAAACCCCACACAGACCUACGGCACCUCAUCACCCACCGAGCCUGCCUCGGUCGGAUACUACCCGGCUCCCCCCGACCCCCAAGCGCCCCCUGCUGAAGAACAUCUGCAGACCUUAGGCACCGGAUCCGGCAGUCCUCUCAUGUUUGCACCCUCCAGCCCUCAGUUGUCCCCGUACCUGAACCAUCAUGGGGGACACCACUCGACCCACCAGGUGUCCUACUACCUGGACAGCCCUUCUAACACCGUCUACAGGUCCAGUGUUGUGUGUUCUCAGCAGGCAGGUGUUGGUUUGUGUGAGGAUCUGUGCAGUGCCACUGACAGACAGGAGUUGUACUCCGGAUCAAGAGGAGGGUUUGAUUCAGAGAAGGAGACGCGCUUCUGUGCAGUGUGCAGUGACUAUGCGUCUGGCUAUCAUUAUGGAGUGUGGUCCUGUGAGGGAUGCAAAGCUUUCUUCAAGAGAAGCAUUCAAGGUCACAAUGACUAUGUUUGUCCGGCAACCAACCAGUGCACUAUUGACAGAAACCGCAGGAAGAGCUGCCAAGCAUGCAGACUACGCAAGUGCUAUGAAGUAGGCAUGAUGAAAGGAGGUAUUCGUAAGGACCGGGGCCGCACUAUCAGGCGUGACAGGAGGAGGAGCGCUAAUGAAGAUCGUGUCAAGUGCUACAGUGAGCAGUCAAGCCACAACUGUCUGAGAACAGCUCCUCCGCAGGACAGGAGGAAGAAGAGCAGUGGUGGUGUGGUCAGCACUUUAUGCAUGCCUCCUGACCAGGUGCUGGUGUUGCUUCUGGGGGCAGAGCCGCCGGCCGUCUGCUCACGACAGAAACACAGCCGCCCGUACACCGAGAUCACCAUGAUGUCCCUGCUCACAAACAUGGCUGACAAAGAACUCGUCCACAUGAUCGCCUGGGCUAAGAAAGUACCAGGCUUCCAGGAUCUCUCUCUGCACGAUCAGGUUCAGUUGUUGGAGAGCUCUUGGCUGGAGGUGUUGAUGAUCGGCCUCAUAUGGAGGUCUAUUCAUUCACCUGGAAAACUCAUCUUUGCUCAGGAUCUCAUCCUCGAUAGGAGCGAAGGAGAAUGUGUUGAGGGGAUGGCUGAGAUUUUCGACAUGCUCUUGGCGACUGUGGCUCGCUUCCGUAGUCUCAAGCUCAAGCUGGAGGAGUUUGUAUGUCUCAAAGCCAUCAUACUUCUCAAUUCUGGUGCAUUUUCAUUCUGCUCCAGUCCAGUGGAGCCCUUGAUGGACAGCUUCAUGGUGCAGUGCAUGCUGGACAACAUCACUGAUGCCCUCAUUUACUGCAUCAGUAAAUCGGGUGCCUCGCUGCAGCUGCAGGCCCGCCGACAGGCCCAGCUCCUGCUGCUGCUCUCACACAUCAGACACAUGAGCAACAAAGGAAUGGAGCACUUAUACCGAAUGAAAUGUAAGAAUCGAGUCCCGCUGUAUGACCUUUUGUUGGAGAUGCUAGAUGCCCAGCGAUUCCAUUCUUCAGGAAAGGUGCAGCGAGCGUGGGCACAGAGUGAGAAAGACCCCCAGUCUACACCCACAACCAGCAGCAGCAGCCCCUCCAGAGGUCCUGGGACCAUGCUGUCCAACAUUGCCUGUACGACCAGAGUCCAGACCCCUGAGCUGUGUACAAUCCAGCAACUGAAGAAUGUGAAGACUGUGAAGCAGUCAGUGUUAAUCUGUCUAAUAGUGUUUGAAGGUGGAAUUGAAGUCUCUCCUUGUGCCUUAUCAAAGUCCACUUUAGAUUCUGGAAGACCCAUGUAGAAAUUAACCCGUUAAAAAUGAAAAGAAAAAAUGUGAAGAAAUUAAAAAAUGUGUUGUUGUUGAUGUGAAGAAAUUUAACCCCGUUAAAAAUGUAAAGACAUAUCUGUAGAAACGGACAGGUUAAGUCUUCAAAUAACUUAAACUUACUUAAAGGGUUAGUUCACCCAAUAAUGAAAAUUAGCCUGUGUUUUACCCUCAAAGCAUCCUAGGUGUAUAUGACUUUCUUCUUUCAGAUGAAUCCAAUCAGAGUUAUGUUAAAAUUUGUCCUGGCCCCUCCAAGCCAUACAAUAGGGUAAGCGGGUGCUUUUUGUCAAUGGUUCAGAAGACGUGAAAUAAAGUGCGCGCAUCUGCGUCAUCCGCCUGGACUGCUUCCGCAUAUGACAGUCAGCAGAAGUAACAAAAAAGUUUAUUAUGUUUGAAAUAUGGAUAUUUAUCUAACAAAAACACGUGGAUUCGCUACAGGAGACCUUUAUUCACCCCCUGGAGCCGUGUGAGGCACAUUUUAUUAUGGAUGCGUGCACUUUAUUUCACGUCUUCUAAACUGUUGACAAAAAGCACCCGCUUCCCCCUUUGAAAGGCUUG